CCAUGUCUCUCACGGUCACAGCCUCCUCCGCCACCGUGUCACCUCCAUGGGAAGUCAUCGUGCUUGUUGCUCACCGCCUUGACGUCAGAAGCCUCGCCGUCGCCUCCUGCGCGUGCAAGUCAUGGUCAAUUUCCAUGUCCUCUGACCAUCUCUGGAAGCCCAUUUGCGACACCCAUUUCCCUUCUAUUUCCAACCUCCAUUUCAUCGCCGACUUCAGCGUUCCAUACCGCCGUCUCUACGCCAUCGGCCACGCCGCUGCCAAGCGCCGCGUCCAGAUGCCCGGCAAUCCCCGGCUUUCCCUCGGCAGCCUCGUCUUCACCAUCAACAUCCUCACCAAAAACUCCCCCGUUGUGACCCUCGCCAAGCCCUGCGAAGAACUGCUCGUCGACCCCAAUGGGGUGUUCAAAUUCGACAUCGACGUGAACUCCGAGUGUAGCUUUGCGGGUUUGGAGGAUGUGAAAAUCACGUGGAAUGUGGUUUUGAGAGGGUGGAGAGGGGUUUUUACGAUGAUGGAUUGCGAGGGGAAGGUGAGUCUUUCUCCCGGGUCCGAGGGGUGGUUCUCGGAGGAGCUUCCGUCGCCGGGAUGUUGCUCUUGCGCGGCGGCGGUGAGCGGAAUGGUGGCUGAUUUGAAGAUGGGGUUUUGUAGGAAGAGAGAGAGGGGUGGUCGGAAGGUUAAGGGUAGCAAGCAGGUGAGUGUGGGGAUUUUGAGUAUUGUGAAUUGGAGGUAUGUAACUGUGGAUGAUGGUCUAAGGUACCUGCAGCAUUUUCUUCUUCCUUGUGAUGUGUAA
Messenger RNA from Corylus avellana, 788 nucleotides. Its product is annotated as putative F-box protein At5g04010. Gene Ontology annotation, biological process: SCF-dependent proteasomal ubiquitin-dependent protein catabolic process; gibberellic acid mediated signaling pathway. Gene Ontology annotation, molecular function: protein binding. Gene Ontology annotation, cellular component: cytoplasm; SCF ubiquitin ligase complex. Lineage: Eukaryota; Viridiplantae; Streptophyta; Magnoliopsida; Fagales; Betulaceae. The record is from RefSeq and is a predicted model, not a curated record.